AUGGCCCCUUUGCAACUCCCGUCCCUUUGUCUCCAGUGGUGCGAACAGGAUCCCAGAUGUCGUCGCUUGCAACUGACCGACCUACUCGUAGCUCCAAUGCAACACUAUAUGAAAAUUCCCCUAUUGCUGGCCAGCAUACGUCGAUACACGGCCGAAGUGAAUGAGCAAGAAGUGCUCACAUCCUGUUUGAACAAAGUGGAGAACUCGUUAAAAUCGCUGGAAGAUAAAAUGCGAUGGCUGAAAAAUUUCGAACGGCUCCAGGAAAUCCAGUCGCAAUUGAUCUGGCCAUCCAUAUCGGAAAUGGAACCGCGGGUGUUCAUACCGGAAUUUCUACGGCAGAGUUUAUGUAGACAACCGUGCGAGCGACUGAUAGCGAAUCCAAAACGGCAACUACUGCACGAGGGAUUCCUCACAUUUAGCGAUGGCAGUAAAAUUGUGGAAAUAUUCGCCUUCCUUUUCGACGAUUUCUUCCUCAUAACUCGAAUCAAGAAACAACCGAAAAAGAAAUCUUUCUCCGAAAACACUUUGAACAGUCGCAGCCUGACCGAGGGUGGCAUUUUCGUGGUCUAUCGACAAGCGAUUGCACUGGAUAGAUUCACAAUUCACGACCUGGGACUGGCAGAAGCCAAUGUUCCAGAUGUAUACAAUGAACUGCGUGAUUUAUUUUCUAUAUCAAAUUAUGAAAUUGUUCUGGCCGCCGACCGCGGACUAUAUGCCUGA
Echinostoma caproni is the source of this 720-nucleotide messenger RNA. NCBI's taxonomy places the organism in Eukaryota, Metazoa, Platyhelminthes, Trematoda, Plagiorchiida, Echinostomatidae. The record is from the annotation of a GenBank genome assembly.